This is a messenger RNA of Bombus huntii, 732 nucleotides long. RefSeq names its product protein spaetzle-like. NCBI's taxonomy places the organism in Eukaryota, Metazoa, Arthropoda, Insecta, Hymenoptera, Apidae. Gene Ontology annotation, molecular function: growth factor activity; Toll binding. Gene Ontology annotation, biological process: regulation of Toll signaling pathway; innate immune response; central nervous system formation. Gene Ontology annotation, cellular component: extracellular region. The coding region runs from base 1 to 732 and encodes 243 amino acids. The record is from RefSeq and is a predicted model, not a curated record. The transcript is spliced from 6 exons.
AUGAAGGAAUCUCAAAGCAUAAUUUCUGUAUUCAAUGUUGCAAUCGGUUUGUUACUGCAUUGGACUCUUGAUAUCUUUUUUACAAAAGCAUCCAAUGAGUUUAAGAAAUCCAAUAAUUUAAGAAAUAAUAUUUAUUCGGCUCUGAAUGAUAAGCCUUUCACGCUGCAAGUCUUCAACAACGUCCACAGUGAUUCUCAAUGGCAAAAUGAAACAAUACCUUCUUGUAAAGGACAAACUUUCUGCGAGAAUGUUGCGAAUUAUCCCUUUGAUGUGGUGAAGAAAAUAAUUAGCAAACAUUCACUUCUUAAAAAUUAUAGUAAUCUCGAUAUGGUAGAACCACUUAAACCCACUCUACCGAUGCACUCAGAAUAUGGAACGAAACUCUGUCAGUCAAUCGAGAAAAUUAUCUUUCCAAAAACGGCGGAAAAUAUGAAUAACGAGUGGUCGUACGUCCUUAACACUGAUGAUGUGGUACAGGGAGUACACAUAGAGAAAUGCGUCAACGAAGGCAAACGUUGUAGCUCGAUAAAUGGGCUCGCAAGAGGUUACAUAACCGUAUGUAAACAAAGGUACGUUCAUAAUCAACUCCUAGGACUUCAGAAGGGUGGCUCGUAUACCUAUCAGCAAUUCCGAUUCCCAUCCAAUUGCUACUGUUACAUUGAAUACGUCGGCCCUGACAUACGGCUCGUCGAAGUAGCAGACUUCCAAAACAAAUCAAGCGAUAUCAAUUGA